Molecule: messenger RNA, 2177 nt
Organism: Polistes dominula (European paper wasp)
Lineage: Eukaryota; Metazoa; Arthropoda; Insecta; Hymenoptera; Vespidae
Gene: beta-PheRS
Product: phenylalanine--tRNA ligase beta subunit
Biological process (GO): phenylalanyl-tRNA aminoacylation
Cellular component (GO): cytoplasm; phenylalanine-tRNA ligase complex
Molecular function (GO): phenylalanine-tRNA ligase activity; RNA binding; magnesium ion binding
Source: RefSeq, a predicted model, not a curated record
CAUGCUCAAUAAAUUGCAUGUUACAUUCAAAAUCACAAAAGUUUACCGCCCGAAUUUGCCAUUUCCGUUAGUUCCUAACCUAUAUCAAUGGAUUCAUUAUCGUGCACUUAGAAUUAUUAUUUAUUUAAAAAAAAGUAUUUAUAUAUAUUUAUUUGUGUAUAAAAAAGAAGAUAAUAAGUUAUAUUUGCAAUAGAUUUCUUAUCAUCUUGAAGGUUUUUGUAAAUUUUCAAAAUGCCGACCAUAGCCGUCAAACGAGAUUUAUUAUUUAAAGCGCUUGGAGAAACAUAUUCUGAAGAAGAAUUUCAAAAUGUUUGCUUCGAAUUUGGUUUGGAAUUAGACGAUGUGACUACAGAAAAACAAAUGAUAGCAAAGGAACAAGGUUCUGAGCAAAGUGUUGGUGCAUCAGAAGAAAUUAUUUAUAAAAUUGAUAUUCCAGCUAACAGAUAUGAUUUGUUAUCUUUAGAAGGUCUUGUAACAGGGUUACUAGUAUUUUUAAAUAAAAGUCAUGUGCCACGCUACGAAAUAAUAAAACCAGCAACACCAGAAGAAAUUGUAAUGAAAAAAGAAUGUUUACAAGUAAGAGAACAUUUAGUCGCUGCCAUUUUACGUGGUAUUACUUUUACCCAAGAUUCUUACAACAGUUUCAUUGAUCUUCAAGACAAAUUACAUCAAACUAUAGGAAGAAAACGAAGUAUUGUAUCAAUUGGUACACAUGAUUUAAACACUAUUAAAGGACCAUUUGUAUAUGAUGCGAAACUACCAAAUUCUAUUCGUUUUAAACCACUUAAUCAAACAAAAGAAUAUACUGGGACAGAAAUAAUGGAGUUAUAUGCGAAUCAUGUGCAACUUAAACAGUAUUUACCAAUUAUUAAAGAUAGUCCUGUAUAUCCUAUAAUAUAUGAUAGUAAUGGUGUUGUAUUAUCAUUGCCACCCAUAAUUAAUGGGGAUCAUUCGAAAAUCACUCUCAAUACUAAAAAUGUAUUUAUAGAAUGCACUGCAACUGACCUCAAUAAGGCAAAGAUUACAGUAGAUACUAUAGUUUGUGCAUUCAGUGUAUACUGUGCAAAGAAGUAUACAGUGGAAAAUGUAAAAGUAGUUUAUCCAGAUAAUAAAAUAUAUUAUCAUCCAGAGUUGAGCUAUCGUACAGAAGAAAUAAAUAGUGAAAAAGCAAUAAAUUAUAUUGGAAUCAAAAAAACUCCAGAAGAGAUAGCGAAAUUACUUUCAAAAAUGUCGUUAGAAGCAACGGUAAAAGAAAAUGAUAAUAUUGUUGUCAAAAUACCUCCAACGAGAAGAGAUGUUUUACAUCCGUGUGAUAUUUACGAAGAUAUAGCCAUUGCUCAUGGAUAUAAUAACAUAGAAAAAAAAUUUCCAGAAUUAAAUACUAUUGCUGUAGAAUUCCCGCUUAAUAAAUUAUCAGAUCAAUUACGUGAAGAAUUGUCACGUGCAAGUUUCACUGAAACAUUAACGUUUUCAUUGUGUUCGAGGGAUGAUAUUUCAGAAAAAUUAGGUUAUAAAAUAGAGAAUGUACCAGCCGUUCAUGUAACUAAUCCAAAAACCUUAGAGUUUCAGGUUGCACGUACAACUUUAUUACCAGGAUUAUUGAAAACUAUAGCCGGAAAUAAAAAGAUGCCGUUACCUUUGAAAUUAUUUGAAAUUUCUGAUGUUGUUUUACUCGAUGCUACAGCAGAUGUUGGUGCACGUAACAAAAGAUAUUUGUGUGCGGUGUAUUAUAAUAAAACUGGAGGUUUUGAGAUAAUCCAUGGUUUACUGGAUAGAAUUAUGCAAGUACUAGAAGUACCGAGGAGCACAGAUAAAAAAGAUACUGGAUAUUAUUUACGUGCAGCAGAUGAUCCAACUUUCUUUCCACAAAGAUAUGCAGAAGUAAUAUAUAACAACAAAGUUAUUGGCAAAAUAGGAAUUUUACAUCCAGAUGUACUUAGUAAAUUUGAGUUAAAUUUACCAUGCUCUGCAUUAGAAAUUGACGUAGAACCAUUUCUAUGAAAUGUUAAAUAAUGUCUGUACUUAUAAAUAGUACAUAUACAACAAGUAAAACGAAAAAAAUACAAAAAUUACAAAGUAAUUUACAUACCUGAUACUAAUUAAUACUGUUUUGUAUUUUCACUGUGAUCUACAAUUAACUGCAACAAUAAAAUGCGUUUUUAAACACUUUAAACUAA